CUCAGUUCUUCAAUUUUCGGUGAUUAUGGGUGUUGGGACUAGCCCCGAUCUUGAUGUGCGUGUUACUUGGCUUACUAAUUACUUGCCACCAAAGGAUGCCGUUAAAUGGGAAGACGAGGACAUGAUCAUUUCCUGCGGGCAAUUUAAAACGGCAACUGGAGCUAGUUGUUCCAUUGUCUGCAAAAACACCCAUUCUUUUUCUCAUGAGUUGCAUCCUGUUGCUAUCGAGGGUAAUGGUAAGAAUAAGAAAUAUACUAUUCUCCCGAGAAAAGGUGAAGUUUGGGCAUUAUAUAAGAAAUGGUCUGCUAAAAUCAGAAGCUCAGAUUUGUCAAACUGCGAGUACGACAUAGUGGAAGUUGUUGAUGAAGAUAAUAGUUCGGGGAUAAAGGUUUUAUAUUUGGAGAAGCUGAGUGGUUUUAAUUCAGUUUUUAAGGGCAAAACCGGUGGAAGAUCAUCUGCAACUAUACCUUCCAAAAGAUUUCUCAUGUUCUCCCACCAAAUCCCUGCUUUCAGAUUAACAGAAGAGCAUGGCGAUUUGGCAAGUUUCCUUGAACUUGAUCCUGCAGCUCUACCAACUCAUUAUUUUAGCUCUAAAUGAUAGAUUGAUAAAUUAGAAUCCUUAGACUACUUCUGAGUAGGAACAUUAGUACUCUAUUUGUGUCAUAUUCUGUAACCAAGGAGCAAAAUUUGUUGACCUGAUGUCAUUUUUUGGACUAAUCCUUUUUCUUCCCCCUUUUCGGGUUGCGAAAUUAGAUUAAAACCAUGUAUCUGUAUGACUCUAGUGUUAUGCAUCACAGUUCCCACUUUUUAAGGCAUUGCCAUUGUUGUAGAUGCCUUUUGAAGUAAGGAGGGUAUGCUGGUUACUUUGUUAAAGUUCUUGGUUCUGAUUCUAAGCUUCUUAGACAUUAGAUUA
This is a messenger RNA of Arachis ipaensis, 913 nucleotides long. NCBI's taxonomy places the organism in Eukaryota, Viridiplantae, Streptophyta, Magnoliopsida, Fabales, Fabaceae. The record is from RefSeq and is a predicted model, not a curated record.